AACCGUGGCCAGAUUAAUUAUAGAGCGAAUAGUGGCGACUGAAUUUGAGCUCAGGUCUGAAGUUUGACCAGCAGAGAGAGAGAUAGAGAGAGAGAGAGAGAGGGACUGCGCCUACUUUCAGAGCGCGUUGGUCGGGACUUGGGGGGGUGGGUGUUGCUGGUGUGGACUUCCUCUGUAGCUCUCUCUCUCUCUCUAGAGCCCCCUCGCUCUCCUUCUCUCUCUAAAAGCUUCUUUUGCACUUGUGUUUAUGCGCCUGCUGAUCCCUUCCCAUCACUAUCAUCAUCAUCACAUCAUCAUCGUCUGCACAGCCUCUCUCUUUCUUUCUCCCAGAAAGAAGCAGUCCCAAUAAUUUCUUCCAUUUUCUCACAGAUCCAGCUCAUCCUUUCUCUCCCCUCCUCUGUUUUGCUGGUAUGUUGGUGUCAUUGGACUGGAGUUCCAGUAAUGAUCGGAGCAGAUACUGUGGUAAUUUUGAUGAAAUACGAGGUGAAAAUUUAUGGGAUCAGUUUUUGUGACGAUCUGUUUGAGAGAAACGUCGAUUAGCUGCUGAUCAUUUCAGUUAUAAUUCCUCAUUUGGACAAUAAAAGGGUUCUUUAUAGUUCUUGUACAUAUUUCAACCUCUUGCUUUUUUAUGGAAAUCUUGACCUACAAGUGAAUAAUAAUUUUCCAUUAUUGCAAUGGGUGGGCUUUGCUCGAAGGGUUCCCCCAUAAAUAAUGCUCCCACUGGAAGCUUUGCACAUACUAAUGGUCAUCUGAGUCAUGGCUCUGAGUUGGUUUAUCAGUCCCGUGGAUUGCCUGCAAAAAUGGAAGGCAAUUUGCCCACAUCCCCAAUUGGGCAAGGCAUGGAUAAGCAAUUACGAGAACCAGUUUCUUUUCCAGAUAUUAAUGCAGUUUCACAUGGAACUGACCCAAAUGAUAUCUAUGAUGGGAUUCCUCGCUUGUCAAGGGCAUUAUCAAACAAAUCUAGAUCAGCGAAGUCUAAGCAGGCUGCUGUUGCUAAGGUUUCAGAAGUUAGUUCACUUCUGGGCAAAGCUGGCACUGCUGGGCUGGGGAAGGCAGUGGAAGUUUUGGACACACUUGGUAGUAGCAUGACAAAUUUGAACCUUAGCGGUGGUUUUGGCGCAGGGGUGACUGCGAAAGGGAAUAAAAUUUCAAUUUUAUCUUUUGAAGUUGCAAAUACAAUUGUUAAAGGGGCCAAUCUUAUGCAAUCCCUCUCAAAGGAGAACAUCAGACACUUGAAAGAGGUGGUACUUCCUUCCGAAGGUGUGCAAAAUUUAAUAUCAAAGGAUAUGGGUGAACUCCUGCAAAUUGCUGCAGCUGACAAGAGGGAUGAGUUGAAAAUUUUUUCUGGAGAGGUGGUCCGCUUUGGAAAUCGAUGUAAAGAUCCUCAGUGGCACCACUUGGAUCGUUACUUUGAGAAGCUAGGUUCAGAACUUACACCCCAAACGCAACUGAAAGAAGAAGCAGAAACAAUUAUGCAGCAAUUGAUGUCUCUGGUUCAGUAUACAGCUGAAUUAUAUCAUGAGAUGCAUGCUUUGGACAGAUUUGAGCAGGACUACAGGCGAAAGCUUCAGGAAGAGGACGCUUCAAAUGCUACUCAAAGGGGAGACAGUCUCGCCAUUUUGAGGGCAGAGCUAAAGAGUCAAAGAAAGCAUGUCAGAAGUUUAAAGAAGAAAUCACUUUGGUCCAAGAUUUUGGAAGAGGUGAUGGAGAAGCUUGUAGACAUUGUCCAUUUCUUAUAUUUAGAGAUUCAUGAUGCCUUCAGUAGUGCUGAUGGUGAUAAACCUGUAAAGGGUUCUUUAAAUAAUCAUCGAAAGUUGGGGUCUGCAGGCCUUGCAUUGCAUUAUGCAAAUAUUAUUGCUCAAAUAGACACUCUUGUAUCCCGAUCAAGUUCCAUACCUCCAAAUACAAGAGAUGCUUUAUACCAAGGACUUCCACCUAGUAUAAAAUCGGCUUUACGCUCUAAAUUACUGUCAUUUCAAGUUAAGGAGGAGCUUGGUGUCCCACAAAUCAAAGCUGAGAUGGAAAAAACUUUGCGAUGGCUUGUUCCAAUUGCCACCAACACAACAAAAGCUCAUCAUGGCUUUGGAUGGGUUGGUGAAUGGGCAAAUACAGGCUCUGAGAUGAACCGAAAGCCUGCUGGGCAGACUGACUUAAUCCGGAUUGAAACACUCCACCAUGCAGAUAAGGAAAAAACUGAAGCUUGUAUUCUUGAAUUGAUAGUGUGGCUUCAUCAUCUUGUCAGCCAGUCAAGGGUCAAUGGUGGAAUUAGGUCUCCUGUUAAAUCUCCCAUUCGUUCCCCUAACCAGAAGACAAUUCAGUUGUCUACUUAUAAGCCUAAUUCUCCCUCUACAAUGCUUACGGUGGAAGACCAGGAAAUGCUACGGGAUGUGAGUAUGAGGAAACCAACUCCUGGAAUAAGCAAGAGCCAGGAAUUUGACACUGCAAAAACUAGGUUAUCCAAGCACCAUAGGCUGAGCAAGAGUAGCAGCCACUCUCCAACAAAUGAAAGUAAGAAGGGGCUCUUUCCCUUUAGGAGGCCAUCUUCCAUUCCUGUCAUUGACUUUGACAUCGACCGGAUCAAAGCCUUGGAUGUCAUUGAUCGAGUUGACACCAUUCGGAGUUUGUAAUUAUAAGUAGUGAGAUGCACAGGCAAAGGGACCUUGUGGAUGCGUAGAGGGGUCCAUCUGCUGCUGUAUUUUUUGCUUGUUGAGUGCUCUUGGCUGUGGCAAGGGAUGGUUAUAUGAGGCACAGGAUGGUGGGUAAUGGUAGUUGAUGCGUUUUUUGUUAUGUGAAAUUUUAGUAAAGAUGAUGGGUGGCGAUGUGUUCAGGGAGAUUGAUUGUUUUGAGAGGCAGAAUGGGUAUCCAGGGAUAUGCAUGUACAGAAUACUUACCAUUUUCUUGAUAGUUGAAAAGUUCAAGGCUCUGUUUCUGCUUU
This is a messenger RNA of Malania oleifera, 2935 nucleotides long. RefSeq names its product protein PSK SIMULATOR 1. Gene Ontology annotation, biological process: positive regulation of growth. The transcript is spliced from 13 exons. Bases 675 to 2627 code for a protein of 650 amino acids. Lineage: Eukaryota; Viridiplantae; Streptophyta; Magnoliopsida; Santalales; Ximeniaceae. The record is from RefSeq and is a predicted model, not a curated record.